GUCUAACAUUUAUCAAAGCUACCUCUAUGGGAUGUCACAGUAGGCCUGCCCUCUUACACAAUCUAAACAAUGUUGUGUUUCUCAAGUUCUUCGCCUCUCGUGCUAGUGCAUAGGCUUAGUAGAGGCACCCGCUGAGUUGGGCUACUACAUUUUGUCUUGAACAGUAGUACCCUUGUAAAUGGCUAAGCCGCAACCGUCCAAAUCCUUUUGCGUUGAAGAACGCCGCUGUGUAGGCUAUUUGCGUAGUAGCGGGAGCUGCGAUCCACAGGACAGACGCAUAGGAGCGAAGGGGGAGCAAUCCACCGCCGCCAUCGAAGUUGCUGUUGGAGAUCCGUCUAACCUCGCGCACAGCGUCAUCGUCGCUGCAAGAAGUAGCGCGGCAGUUGAAGCCUUCGCCACCCAACCGCGAGCCAUCGUUGUCGCUUCAAAUUUGGUGCACCGUCGUCUACCAAUCGCACCAUUGACCAUCGAGAAGAGAAUCGUCGCAGAUUUGCUGGUUCUGAAAGAUUUGGACGUGGUAUUGGGUGACAAGCCAGAAAAGAUGUCGGAUGCAGAUUGGGCAGGUUUGGAACGGAAAGCUAUGUCCGUGAUCCGUCUUUCGUUGACCAAGAAUGUUGCGUUCAACAUUCUGAAGGAGAAGACAACGAAGAGAAAUAUAGAAGCGUUGUCUAACAUAAUUGCGUUAGUGGAGAUGAAGUUCGAUGAUGAAGUUCAAGCUUUGCUACUACCAUCGUCUUUGCGUAAUAGUUGGUCUGGAACGGUUACAGCAGUUACCGGUUCAGUGGGACCUGAAGGAUUCACCUUCGAUCAGAUUCGAGAUCUCGUUCUUGGCAGAAGAAAUACAAGAGGCUCCGCGGGUGAUGAAGAGGUCCUUCUGACUGGAUGUGUGGAGAGCAGCGUGGAUUCUUGGGUCAUGGAUUAUGGUGCUUCAUUUCAUGCUACCCACAACAGUGAAGCAUUGCAGAAUCUGGUUAUUGGAGACUUUCGUAAGGUACGACUUGCAGACGAUAAAGCUCUUGAGAAAAGAAAUAAAGUCCGGUUCAUAGAGUCUCGUGGGCAGAAUAAGGUUGUCUAUGCAAGAGAGAAACCUAGAGCCACAGGUCAGGCAAAGGAUGAACGAGCGAGGAAAGGUUCAAGGAGGCCAGCCAAAGGUAUUUAUGACGGUGGGAGCUCAAGAGGCUCUUCAGCCAAGUUUACUAGAAGACAGUGGGUCAGGAGAACUAAUAUUCCAGAUGUUGGAACAUCUCUAGAAAAUUUCUUGUUGAGUAUGGAGAGUGUUUGUUCUCAAGAUGUUCCAGGAUCCAGCAGUGUGCGUCUGCAGUGGGAGCCGGUAGGAACCGAGGACGAGUCGGGGGCAGAUUUAGCCGUGACUGAUGUGAUUGGAGCUUGGGAGAGCUUCAACGGGCCUAUCAGUUGUCUGAUGAUAGAGCCGCUGCAAGAGGAGAGCUGAUGAAGAUUACUCAAUGUUAAUGAAGUGACGUGAUCCUGGAGGCAGACGGAGGCGAGAUUGUCGGAAUGGAUGUGAUGGUUUUGAAUUAAAGAACAUAAAUAAAUUAUGUUUGUGAUUAUGAUUGUUAAGCUUCCGCAAUAUUGAAAACUCCGUACUGUUUAUAUUAUGAAAAAUAUUAUUGUGAUAAAUAAAAGUGUUUGAAAUAU
Molecule: messenger RNA, 1656 nt
Organism: Cuscuta campestris
Lineage: Eukaryota; Viridiplantae; Streptophyta; Magnoliopsida; Solanales; Convolvulaceae
Source: the annotation of a GenBank genome assembly